This is a messenger RNA of Coregonus sp. 'balchen', 8457 nucleotides long. NCBI's taxonomy places the organism in Eukaryota, Metazoa, Chordata, Actinopteri, Salmoniformes, Salmonidae. The record is from the annotation of a GenBank genome assembly.
AUGGAAACCUCGCUCACUGAAAAGGAGAAGGAGAAGUUGAAGAAGGCCCCUAAGAGUAGACGCAUAAUGGAGGAAAACGGAGACACUGCCAAGCUUGGGUCAGAAAGAGCCAGGGCAAGGAGGAGGAGAAGAUUGACUUCCAGGAGCUGCUGUUCAAAUACCUACCAUCCAGGUAUUGUCAUGAAAUUUCAAGGGGAAACUUUCAACACAUUGCAAGUAUAUAUUCUUAUUGGAUGAUAACUAGGCUCUUCUGUUCCACUCACACUGAAGAAGUUUGACCUUGAGGAUGAUGACGUGAGCCUGAGUAACCUGGAGGCCCAGUGUGAAAUCAAGCAGGACUUCUAGCUGCUCCAUGGCACAAGCGGCAUGCCUUUAGACUCUAUUAAAUACAUGGAUUCAGGUACAUGUCUUAUGUAAAUAACGCCACGCUGCUUGCUUAGCGAGUACAGCUUCCUCCUGAUUCGGUUUAUGCUGAGGCUCGAACCCAGGACCUCUGCCUCACAAAUUGCAUCAUGUGACCGCCCUCCUGAAGCGUCUUACCCAGUCGCGCCACCGAAAAGCUACCUAUUCGGCAGCGCAAGUGGAGACACUUCAGGCUGAGGAGUGAGUGUCACAGAGCCCCAUCUGUAACAUUUAUACAAUCCUCUGACUGAAAUGCAGAGUCGAUGUCAAACAUCUCAUGGGAUUUACAUUGUCUUACUCUUUCCUCAUCCCCAGAACAACAGGAUGUCCACAACUUCCUGCUCAAUAAUAUGAGCAACGGUGGGAUAUUAGAGUUGAUGAUGCGCUAUCUGAAAGUGGUGGGUCAGAGGUUCAUGGAGGAGUGGCCUCGUGGGCUGACUGCAGUGGUGCUGGAGGUGUAUCAUAGUUGGAGGAAGCACAGUAGUGGCCUGCCCAACUCUCUACUCUGCAACUGCAGUAAUCAACACAUACGGGUAUGGGACAUCUAUUCUGACUCUUCUGAUUUGUUACUUCAUUGACAGUGUUUUUAGUUGAAGUACUUACAUCUCUGCCUAUGUUUUUUCAGUCCACCUAAUGCGAAUGUCAAUCGGUCUGUAAGAGAGUUGUGAUUGGUGUUUUAUGCAGGAAAUGUUGCUGAUGAGCCUAUCAUGUAUGGAGCUUCAGUUGGAGCAAUGGUCUCACAGCAAAGGCAAGAACGGUACGUGUCAAACAGAGAGCUGUACUUUGGUAUUCCUUAAUGAAAUAUCGGUUUCUGUUGGUUUCUUUCUUUUACAAAAACCAUAUUGGUGUAUUCCUUUCUUCGUUUUUAUUGUGAAGGGUCCCCAAGAAAGUGCAGUGGGGGCCAGAGCAGUGUUGUGUGUGUGAUGCAGAGUUCUCAGGGCAGCACUUUGAGGGGGACCUGUUACAGCUGGUCCUGGGAUCAUCACAGGGGAACCUGUUUGAGGAGAACUGGCUGGCCGUGGUGGUGCGUGUUUACUGGCUCAAGGCAUGCUUCUUGGCCCUGCAGGUAACCUUCACAUUCAUCCUGCAACAUAAUUUACCCCAGUUUCCUUGAAUAUUUACCAUAUCACUUGAAUAUUUGUUUCUAGUAUCAUACUGAGUUGACCUCUUACCCCAUACAUCUCACAUAUUGAUUUGUCUUAAUCAUUGAAACCAAUCUGAUCUACAUUUUCUGAUCUACAUUUUCUAUUGACAUGUGACUUGUGACCUCUCACAGGGAGACAUGGGCCAGGCCCUGGAGAGCUAUGAUGUGUGUACAGGCAUGUUGCAGAGUCACGCACGGACCACAGAGGAGGACAAGUACACCAUCUACAUGCCCAACCUGCGUGUGGAUGCAGCCAUCUCGGUGGAGGAGGUCAGUGGAACGGCUGAACAGUAAAACUAUAGCACAAAUACUCUAUUUGAAUAACAUGCACUUGGCCCUCAAUUGUGAUGUAUUAUUUUGUCCAACCAUCCCAUUAGAGCGUGUAGUUCCCCUGUGGUUUUGAGUUGUUUGGUUCAUCAGAAAGCGUUCCCAUCUCCCCAUUGCAUGGACAGAUUGAUAAGAAGCUGAAGUUUCUGGAGCGUUGUCAGUCCCUGGAGGAGAUCCAGCGUCUGUUUGAGUCUAGGGACUAUGAGUCUGUGGUGCGGCUGCUGCAGCCCACCCUCAGCUAUGGCUCUGGGCGGGUCAAGCCUCUGGAGUUUGUCAGCUCUGUGCCUGAGAGGCCUUCCCAGCUGCUGCUGGCUCUUUUAGUGUCAAUAAGUCUUUCUCUUUGUGGCAUCACUACUAAUCAGUGUGGUACCAACGUAGGAAAGCGGUAUUAAAUGCUUAGCACAUCGGUACAUUCUAUAAGCAUGUCUGUCAAUACUAAUCAGUGUGGUAGCGACAUGGCAAACCAGUAUUAAAUGCUUCAUCAGUACAUUCUAUGACAUUUUUCCUCUUUCCCUGGCGUCUCUGCCCCAGAACUCCCUUUUGAAACUGAAGGACUACCGUCAGUGUCUGGAGUGCACCGAGGUGGCCCUGAAUGAAGCCCUGCAGCAGCUCAACUCUGUCCCAGUCAGCUCUCACCAGGGGUUCUCUACCAUCACAACGCUGCUGGGAGGCAUCAAGGUCUGCUUCACAGUGGACUCUCAGCUCCUGAGCAACGUCAACCGCUACACCAGCAUGGCCCGGCUGGCCAACAACCUCAUCCAGGUCAGACACGCACAGGGGCAACACUCACACUAAUAUACCUGGUAGACACAGAGUGUGUUUGGAAACAGAAAAUUAUAUAUAAAUGUGUUGUGUGUCUUGUCUCCAGCUGAAUGACUGCAGCAUGGUGAUCCCAGAUGAUCCCAAGAAGCCUUAUUUCUCCUCGGUCAUGCCCUGGAUUCUCCUGCACCACAUGAUCAAGCACGAGGAGGCUGCCUUCAACUGCCUGCUUCGCCAGAACAUAUCUACAGGGGACGAUGACGGUACACUACAUGACCAAAAGUAUGUGGACACCUGCUCGUCGAACAACUCCAUAAUCAUUGGCAUUAAUAUGGAGUUGGUUCCCCCUUUGCUGCUAUAACAGCCUCCACUCUUCUUGGAAGGCUUUCCAUUAGAUGUUGGAACAUUUCUGCGGGGACUUGCUUCCAUUCAGCCACAAGAGCAUUAGUGAGGUCGGGCACUGAUGUCGGCGUUCCAAUUCAUCCCAAAGGUGUUUGAACCUCAAAGCUCAUCACUAAGCUAAGGAUCCUGGGACUAAACACCUCCCUCUGCAACUGGAUCCUGGACUUCCUGACGGGCCGCCCCCCAGGUGGUAAGGGUAGGUAACAACACAUCUGCCACACUGAUCCUCAACACGGGGGCCCCUCAGGGGUGCGUGCUCAGUCCCCUCCUGUACUCUCUGUUCACCCAUGACUGCAUGGCCAGGCACGACUCCAACACCAUCAUUAAGUUUGCCGACGACACAACAGUGGUAGGCCUGAUCACCGACAACGAUGAGACAGCCUAUAGGGAGGAGGUCAGAGAUCUGGCCGUGUGGUGCCAGGACAACAACCUCUCCCUCAACGUGACCAAGACAAAGGAGAUGAUUGUGGACUACAGGAAAAAAAAGAGGACUGAGCACGCCCCCAUUCUCAUCGACGGGGCUGUAGUGGAACAGGUUGAGAGCUUCAAGUUCCUUGGUGUCCACAUCACCAACGAACUAUCAUGGUCCAAACACACCAAGACAGUCGUGAAGAGGGCACGACAAAGCCUAUUCCCCCUCAGGAGACUAAAAAGAUUUGGCAUGGGUCCUCAGAUCCUCAAAAAAUUCUACAGCUGCACCAUCGAGAGCAUCCUGACUGGUUGCAUCACCGCCUGGUAUGGCAACUGCUUGGCCUCUGACCGCAAGGCACUACAGAGGGUAGUGCGUACGGCCCAGUACAUCACUGGGGCAAAGCUCCCUGCCAUCCAGGACCUCUAUACCAGGCGGUGUCAGAGGAAGGCCCUCAAAAUUGUCAAAGACUCCAGUCACCCUAGUCAUAGACUGUUCUCUCUGCUACCGCACGGCAAGCGGUACCGGAGUGCCAAGUCUAGGUCCAAAAGACUUCUCAACAGCUUCUACCCCCAAGCCAUAAGACUCCUGAACAGCUAAUCAUGGCUACCCGGACUAUUUGCACUGCCCCCCCACCCCAUCCUUUUUACGCUGCUGCUACUCUGUUAAGUAUUUAUGCAUAGUCACUUUAACUCUACCCACAUGUACAUAUUACCUCAACUAGCCGGUGCCCCCGCACAUUGACUAUGCAACGGUACCCCCCUGUAUAUAUAGCCUCCCUACUGUCACUUUAUUCUAUUGUAUAUAUAGCCUCCCUACUGUCACUUUAUUUUUUACUUCUGCUCUUUUUUUCUCAACACUUUUUUGUUGUUGUUUUAUUCUUACUUUUUUGUUUAAAAUAAAUGCACUGUUGGUUAAGGGCUGUAAGUAAGCAUUUCACUGUAAUGUCUGCACCUGUUGUAUUCGGCGCAUGUGACCAAUAAAAUUUGAUUUGAUUUGAUUUGAUGGGGUUGAGGCGCUGUGCAAGCCAGUCAAGUUCUUCCACACCGAUCUCAACAAACCAUUUCUGUAUGAACCUCGCUUUGUGCACAGGGGCAUUGAUAUGCGGAAACAGGAAAGGGCCUUCCCCAAACAGAAUCGUCUAGAAUGUCAUUGUAUGCUGUAGCGUUCAGAUUUCCCUUCACUGGAGCUAAGGGGCCUAGCCCGAACCAUGAAAAACAGCCUCAGACCAUUAUUCCUCCUCCACCAAACUUUCAGUUGGCACUAUGCAUUGGGUCAGGUAGCGUUCUCCUGGCAUCCGCUAAACCCAGAUUCAUCCGUCAGACUGCCAUAUGGUGAAGCGUGUUUCAUCACUCCAGAGAAUGAGUUUCCACUGCUCCAGAAUCCAAUGGCGGCGAGCUUUACACCACUCCAGCCGACCCUUGGCAUUGCGCAUGGUGAUCUUAGGCUAGUGUGCGACUGCUCGGCCAUGGAAACCCAUUUCAUGAAGCUUCCGACAAACCGUUCUUGUGCUGAUGUUGCUUCCGUAGUGAGUGUUGCAACCGAGGACAGAUUAUUUUUACGCGCUACAUGCUUCAGCACUCGGCAGUUUCCCGUUCUGUGAGCUUGUGUGGACUACCACUACGCGGCUGAGCCGUUGCUGCUCCUAGAAGUUUUAACUUCACACUAACAGCACUUACAGUGGACCGGGGCAGCUCUAGCAGGACAGAAAUUUGACGAACUGACUUGUUGGAAAGGUGGCAUCCUAUGACGGUGCCAUGGUGAAAGUUACUGAGCUCUUCAGUAAGGCCAUUCUACUGCCAAUGUUUGUCUAUGGAGAUUGCACGGCUGUGUGCUCGAUUUUAUACACCUGUCAGCAACUGGUGUGGACUGAAAUAGCCUAAUCAACUCAUUUGAAGGGGUGUCCAAAUACUUUUGUGUAUAUAUAGCGUAUGUGGUGGUGAAGUCCAUCCUGUUCAUAACUGCUAUGAUGCCCUGUUUAAAUCUAUGCUGGAAGCCCUAAAAUAUGUUGUUGUUUCCUGUGACCUUCUUCAGAUUACUCUAACACCCCCAUUCUGCCCUCCUCCCUGAUGCUGCUCAACACUGCCCAUGAAUACCUGGGCCACCGCUCCUGGUGCUGCAACUCAGACGGAGCUCUGCUCAGGUUCUAUGUGAGUCGGUCAACAGAGCUGAGAUUGUGUGGACGUCCUUUGUCAGCUCAGUCAAUUCUCUCUGUUUUUGUUUUCCUAUGAUAUGGUUUUAAUUCGUUUCUAAUGGCUUUUACGUAUUUUUCAUAGUUUAAUCAGGAGAGAACCUUUCCUCAGUGUUGUCUUCAUGUUCAUGGUUCAGGUUCAUGUUCUGGAAAAAGAGGUGUGUCUCUCUAAAGUGGAGGAUACCCAUCCCUACAAAGAGGAGUUGGAGAUGGCCUUGGACCAGUGGUUCUACUGCCUGUACGCCUACCCCAGCAAGAAGAGCAAGGCCUGCUAUCUAGAAGAGCACUCUGUUAAACAGGUCAAACACCCAGCCCUCUUAAUGUCAUAUUACUGACUGUCAAUCUUUCAAUGCCAUUCACAUUUCUGUUGUCCAAUUGUUUUGAGAGGAUUAGCUAAUGGAGAUUGUGUAAUGUAUUCAACUGGCCACUAGGUGGCUGUCAAUUCCACAUUAGGUUGUUUACACAUGGAUUGGCUUGUAGUGUAACUGUGAUAUGCAGUAAUUGCAUGAUGAAUAGACUCUGCUCCAAAGGGACCAGGUUCAUUAGUUAAUGAAUGCAGUCCCCCGACUAAUUAACUACUGGUUGGUCAUCUGAGUCAUACGACCCAGGAACUCCACUAGAACAGGUCAAUACAUGAGUAAGCAAGCAAUUGAUUCACUUUCAGGGAGUUUGAGUGAGAUUAAUUAUCUGAUUGCCUUUGCAUGAGAAUGUACCAGCCUGUGCUGUUAGUCCCUUAUCAUGCUAGAGGGAUUCACCAGGGAUUUACUUAGGAACAGUUGAAUCUUUGGGAAAUCUCUUUGGGGGCUAGUUUUAAAAAGUGUGUGUUAGUACUAUGAUUUCUUUUUAACAGUACAAUAUAAAUGUUUUGCUUAUCUUCAUAACUAACUGUGUUUUUCGAUGGAGAGCAGGUGGAAGUCCUUUGGAGCAACGCCCUCUUCAUGUUGCAGUACUUCAAGCCCAAGAUUCUGCCUCAGUUUGACAGCUACAAGACGAGCAUGGUGUCUGCUGACCUGGCCAACCUGCUGAAGAGGAUCUCUGGCAUUGUGCCCCACAGUGACACUCCCAUCCUCACCAUGGAUGAGGUGUCAGCCUACAUCGAGGGCACGGCCGGGAAGGUCAGUACAGGGCAUCCAUGAGGUGCAAAUGCUAAUUGACUGGAUGUAGCCUCAGCCUGGCUUUACAUGUUGCCAUGGAGAACUGUUUAGCAGGGUUGGGGUUAAUUCCUUACAUUUUAUUCUAAUUCAAUUUCCUCUCCCUGUAAAUUCCAUUUCAUUCAAUUUAAAUUCCAGGUCACUCUCUGAAUUCAGAGAAUUUGAUUCCAAUGUUAGGUAAAUUCCAAUAAUUUAAUUCCCAAUUCAAUAUUAUACCCAACAAUUCCACAAAUUCGAAUUCAAUUCUCUCAGGCUUUCAGGCCGAUUAUGUCACUGUUCAGAUUGCCUAGCUAUACUAGAAAUAUAGAAAUACAAGUUGAAAUAAUUUAAAAACAAAUCCUGAGGUCAUUUUUUGUGAAUUAAUUCCAUUAACUGUGAAUCGUACAAAUAUUGAAUUCCAAAGAUUACAAUUUCAAUUCCAAUUCAAACACUCCAAAUAGUGCACUGUGUUCUACUUUUCUAAACUUAAUGGAUGUCACUUCUGGUCAUGCUGUGUGUGAAUUCAUUGUUUAGUACAUUGAUCUAUCUAAUAGAGAGAAAUCACUGUUGACAGUAGUGGAUAUAAUGUGUCUGUGUGUAUUUCAGAUGGAGGAGAGGAGAGAUACCAUGCUGGAGACAUCGUCCCAGUGUUUCCAGGGGGCGUCUCAUUGUGAGGGGGAUAGUGAUGAGGAAGAGUGGCUCAUUCACUACAUGCUGGGGAAGAUAGCUGAGAAACGCAAGCAGCCACCCUGGGAAUACGUCCAGCUCUACAAACAGGUGCACAGCAGGGGACACUAUCUGUAGACUCCAGUGAUUCAUAGGUCUGCCUUGCAGACUAGAUUUAUACAGACAGGGGGAGCCCUAGGGCUCAAAGGAGCGGGAAUCUUCAUGGAGGUCAGUACAGUGGAAGAGGGGGAAGGGGAUGUGAGUUAUAGGGAAACUGGGAAGUCAGAGGUCAGAUGAUGCAGCUCUGUCUGUAUGUCUUUCCCUGUCACCUUCACUGCUUCUUCACCUUUCCAGACCCAGUACUUCCAUUCUAUACCUCCAUUCUAUAGCUUAGAUUAGAAUCACUAUGUAUCUGUUUGUUUUUCUGUUUUUCCAGUACAUUAAAGGCUGAUAUUUGACCAUUGAAAGAUAUUGACCAUGGCAACCAGUGUUUCAUCCAGAUGAGGAUCUGAUGCUCUCUCCUCUCUUUUGCUUCCCAUGCAGGCAGCACAUAAUCUGCACGAGGAGGCUGCCAGAUAACCCCAAAAGAUACACUACCACAAUCACCCUGACUUGGCCAUGGAGGUACACAUGCUUUAGACCAGAGGGUUUCUAGGUCCAGUCCCCACUGGGCCAUUACAUACAGUUGUGCUUUUGCACAUGAAGCUACCACUUCUGAAAAUAUAGUUUAUGGCUGUAUUCAUCUAGAAUGAAUGACAUGCAAGUGUCUUUUUUGUGCAAUAGUAGAUAUAUAUCGAGAGUAUACCUCGUGUUAUUAAAGCUGUGUGACUCUCUGGCAUCUCUCUCCAGCUAGCUGGACAUCCGUCUGAGUGCCACUAUCCUCAAGCUGCUGGAGGCUGAGGAACCGGACCUGGAGCAUGAGAUCUUCUUCGACAUCCUGGCAGAGGCGGCCACUGAACCCUUCGCCUGGGGGGGAAGAGAAGAGCAUGCCCAAUUCCAACGAAAAGUGAGGGGCCUCAACCUUUGA